This is a messenger RNA of Monoraphidium neglectum, 978 nucleotides long. RefSeq lists its product as hypothetical. Lineage: Eukaryota; Viridiplantae; Chlorophyta; Chlorophyceae; Sphaeropleales; Selenastraceae. The record is from RefSeq and is a predicted model, not a curated record. The coding region runs from base 1 to 978 and encodes 325 amino acids. The transcript has 3 exons.
AUGGAGGCCACCCUGCGCAGCGACGAGGCGCUCCCCAUAUUUGAGUCGGCCGCGGAGCGCUUCAAGGAGGUCACCUGCACGGGCCUGCUCAACUGGGGCAAUGUGUCUGUCUGUGUGGCCCACAAGCUCCUUGAUGAUCUGGCGGACAGUGGCGCUGAUCUGGGCGACGAUCUGGCCAAGAGGGCCGAGGAGGCGUUCACCAAAGCCGAGGCGCGCUACAAGGAGGCCCUCGGGUUCCACCCCGACUACUUUGACGGCCUCUGCGCCCUCGGCCAGCUCGAAUUCGAACGCGCCAAGCUGCGCGCCAAGCUCAUCGUCAAGCCCACCCCCCCUCCGCCCGCCGCCGGCACCGGCGCCGGCGCCGACGCGGACGCGGAGCGCGCGGCGGUCGAGGCCGCGGCCGCGGCGCAGGCGGAGGCGCUCAGGGCGGCGCUUGCCAAGGUGAAAAAGGAGGAUGUGGAAGCCGCGCGGGCGCACAUGGACACGGCUUCGGGGUGGUACAAGAAGGCAGUCGCGGCGGCCGAGGCCGCCGACGCGCGGCGCCUGCAGGAGCAGGAGCGGCGCGCGGCGCGGCGCGCGGGCAAGGAGCAGCAGCAGGCCGCGGCCCCGGCCACGCCGGAGCCGCAGGCGACGUUUGCGGCGCAGACGCGGAUCAUGGAGGGGAACGCGCUCUUCGAGUGGAGCCAGCUGCUGGCCGCCGCGGGCGCGGCCGAGUGGCGCGGCGUGCUGGAUUCGGCGGUCGCACUGUUCAAGGCCGCCGCCUGCAGCGACGCGGACGUGCGGGGCGCGCUCAAAAACCACACGCACGCGGCGGAGCUCGACCUCGGGCCUGAGCCCGCCGAGCAGGAGCAGAGCGCGGCGGCGGGCGGCGAGAAGCAGGGGGAGAAGGGCGAGGGCAAGGGCAAGGAGGAAGAGAAGCCGGCGGCAGCAGCCAAGGGGCUGCCAUCCCUCGAUAAGAAAAAGAAGAACAAGAAGUGA